AUAGUCCAUUAAUGGUACUGCCCGAUGUAGGUCAAAAAGAUGAUACUGGCUGCAAAAUGUCACUUAAAAACGGUAAACUACCUCAGGAAAAUUGCACAAUCAUCACUUCAUUACCUCAUAGCCAAACUGAGAAAAUAAAUGAUUUGUCCCCUGAACCAACUGCUCCCAAAUUGUCUGUAAAACAAAUCAAAGCAAAUUGGGAAAAGAUGAACGAACAUUUUAAAUUCUUUGAAUCCGUGGCAAAAAUCUAAAAAGACUUCAAUGGUGCCUGUUGCAAAGGACAGUAAUGACAGUGGAAAUGUUUCAGAAAGAGAAUUAGUAGGUAGUGCCAAAGCUUUUGGGCCGAUUGGUAUGAGACCCGGGGAAAUCCCUGGUGUUCUACAUAGUAACAAUCAUAGCAUGUAUGAAGGACAGUCAUGCAGAAACAAGGGGUGGAGCGGGAAAAGGGUGAUACAGGAGGAGCAUGCAUUAGAAAAAGGGGUGGGGAAUUUAGCAGAGGGUAGUUACAGAGGGGAACAGGUUGACCUGUCAUUCAGUACCAGGAAUAGAAAAGGGCCUGCGAACCACAGCCCUGCUCCCUCAAGCCGAGACCCAAAGUCUGGAAUUCCACCUCGCUAUUUUGAGUCUCCCCUGGCAACUCAGGAGCAACAGAGUCUUCUCAGAGCACAGAACUUACAAAAAGAGAACAACAACAGUGCCAGGAGGGUCCGAUCGUCUUCUCAAGGCAAUUAUCGUGGUGCUCGUUAUCUUUCUUUAGAAUCUACUAGCGAGACUUCCAAUAUGGGAAGCGAAUUCGAUGCCGCAGACACAGAGGUGAAGUGGUUCGCGGACCAGGCCUUCAGGGGCCUAUCUAGCCCUCAGGUGGAUUACUUGGAUGUUUACAGUUCAAGCCGUGAGUCAUCGACGAAUGUUUCGCAGCCUUCUACAGUGGACAGUCCAGGUUCUGCUACAUGGAUUUCCUAUGCAGAUUUGCAUGACUCAUUACAUGAAAAUGACAAUGCUUUAUGUCAUACUGCUGCUUUUUUACCCAGUGGUACACUCAACCCAGCAAAAUGUUUCGACAUGGGUAGUUUUGAAUGUGUGGACGUAGCAGUGGAGAGCAAGGAGGAAACCAAGAGAGGAAAAAAGACGGUACCAAAAAGACAGAUCCAGUUUAAGCGACGAAACAUUGAUGAGAGUGGAGUAAAAGCUAUGGAUUCAUUGUCCACAGAGACCUGUGCAAGGGAGACAUUUGUUCGUCAACAUAGCACCCCAGCAUCCAUGCAGGAAGAUCUGGCUAAAGGCAACCAUGAAAUUCAAACUGGUAAGAAGAUGCUCCAGAAGUCUGCUUCGUUAGAUGAAUGUUCACCCAAGAGUAAAAUUGCUUCCACUGUUAUCAAGAGUGUUCUUUCUAAGAAGAUGGACACGGCUACAAAUGAAUCUUUAAAAAGUGAACCAUGUGAGGAUAAAAAGAAAUACAAUGAAACACUUUCUGUCAUGGAACUGAGUAAUGCAGAAAGGCCAAGUUCCAGAGUUCCCUCUGAGUACAGUUUGUCUUCUGAGGACUUUGCAGGCAAUGAGGAAAGAAGCCCUCAUCCUUCUAGGAGAAAGUAUUGGCCUCCCAAAGUUCCUCCCAAGCCAUUCUUCAAACCUAACAGUAUACCUUCUAACAACAACCCUGCAGGUGUUGUAUUUCAGGAUAUACCAUUUGUAAAUGAUCAGAUAAAACCCAUAAUGGUUGAUGCCAUCAAAAGCAAAAUAUCCAAGCAGCAAGGAAGUACUGAAAAGGAGGCAAGUAAGUUGGGAGAAACAUUUAGCAGUGAAUCAGGAAGUGCUAGUAACCGAGCACCAAACUGUACUGCAGUUUGUGUUGCAAGUACACUGAGCAGUGUUAACAACCACCGCAUGACACCAGAAACCUGUAAACAACAGGAGAGCAGCAACAGUAUGUUCUUGUCAAAAACCCCUGAAAUCACUCUCAAGCCUUGUGCCAUCAAAGAUAAAAAUAAGUCUUCCACAAAGGCAUUUGUUUGUCCUGAACCGCAAACAUCCAAAGACACCUUAUGUGAACCUCAGUUAGAGGAAACAAUUAAAGAGCAAAUGAGUUUCAAACCAGGGCUUGAGUCAGAAAACGAAGAGGAUAUUGAAAAAAGCAAGGCAAAAUCUGUUAUACAUAAAGUAAGGGAUGUCAGGAAACUAGUCAAGAACACCUACAACCUGUCCUUUAAAGCAUCGAAUACUACUCAUGUGGAGGAUGUGCAGGAAAAAAUGCAGCCAGAAAAUCCUCAUCCAUUGCAAAUUGAAUGCAAAGCUAUCAGCUGGAAAGACAAGACAUCAUCUUGCAGUAAGUCAACCACCCAACAAGAUGUAGAAGAAAUGUCUAACAAAUCAAAGCAUUCACAAAUGGAUUCACCACAAGAAAAUGAUGUCUGUAUUACAAAAAUAACAGCCGAAACUUCCUUGCCAAAUGUUCAAUAUUCUGACAUGGACUUUUUGGAUAAAUGCAGCAAAGUAUCAAAAUCUGGCAACAGUGAACGGCCGGCACAACUAGAAACGCCUCCAAGACCAUCAAGUAAGGAGAUAUCAACAUUAGUUUUUCUGCAAGAUAGCACACCCAAGUCUACGCAGAAGCCAACAAUUCCUGCCUCCCCUAGUGCAAAGAUUGCCAACAAUAGCCAUUCUGUGUCAAUGUUACGGAAAGAAAAGGGGAUGCAAGCCGACAUUGGGGUGUGUGACGUCCUGAGUGAAGGAGCAGGUGCUAAACCUAAGCAUAUCAACAGGCUAGAGGUCCCCUUGCAGACCUAUGCAUCAGGGGAAACCUCAAGUGAACUGCAGAAAGGAGAAAAAGAAGUUGUUGAUUCUUCUCCUGAACAGAAGACAUCCCUAAACAAUGGUCUACAGACGAGUAGAGGGAUCUUGCAGGUUAGGAGUUCUCCAAAGCCAAAGGAAGUGAAAAUUCUUCCUACUGGAAAAGCAGGUGUCAACCAAAGCCAACCUGCAAACGAACAAGAGGUUACAUUUGCCACUGAAAGCAAGGCAGAGGUAAGAACAAUUUCCAACAAAGCAAAAGUUCACGCAAUGGCAAUUACAACAUCUAAAGAGAUUGAGUUACCUAUUCAAGUGAGGUCAAUAUCCAGUGACAGGCCAAAGCCAUCUGUGUUGCCAAAACCAAACUACAAACAGCCAUUUGCAGAAAUUAGAUCAACAUCAGCAGAUAUCACACCAACGUCUUUUUUAAAGGAGCAAACAAAUUUAAAGAGUGAUGUUAAAAUAAUCGAGACAUCAGCAACAGUGAUACACAAUGAGCCGUCCGACAACACUGCCUCGAGCCAUACCAAAACUUUAGCUGUGUCUGCUGUAUCCAGCCACAAACCUCAAACUACCCCACUUACAACAAUGUCAAGUUCUGUGCAGAAAUCAACAGCUUCUACAAGUAGGCAAGAGGUAUCUAUCACUUCGAUACAAAACUCCAGCAACCAGCAACAGGAAAACAAUCAAGAACAAAUGAUACCUGCAUCUCUUUAUCAAACCUCACCAGUAGUUUCACAAACCGAUACCAACAUGCAGCAUGCAAUAAGAACGUCAACUAACGAUGAUUUUCGUUUCCCUACAUCGGACGAUCCACCCAGCUAUGAUGAACGUGAAAGUUUCAGCCCCUUGCACGUUUCCGAUUUGCCCCCAAGGAGGCAGAACAGAUAUCAUCCCACCACCAAACAUUCUGUUUGCUCAUGUACAUCUUGUGCCCAGCCUCAGUUUGGCCAUCCCUACCAUAGCUCCCAAAACCAGACACCCCCAAUUCCUCAUUCACCAGGCCAGGUGAUUUCAUACCCAGGUGCACCACCACAGGCGCAGGUUCGUCCUCAUAAGUGCCGGCCAGAUGGCCAACCCUUAAAUUAUACAUCUGUAUCACCAAAAACUGCAGUACAACAGUCUCCGGCCAUGGUUCAGCCAAUGCACCACUCUCAUACUUGCCCUGCGCCAGGCAUACAACUCUAUGGUAAUGAGCAACAGCAAUCUUCUACUCAGCACAUGGAAAGACGUUCAGGUAAUCAACGUUCACCACAAGCUCCAAGCGGUGCAACGUAUCGGGAGCACAGUCGUUCACCCAGUAUCGCUGCACUGGACACUAGAUCCCACUUUUUUAAUCCACAAGAACUACCACCAGCUUUUGGUAAUGAAUAUGGAAGUGAUGGUUCUGGGAAUGGAGGCAUGUUGUACCCCGAAAAUGCAAGUGGGCUCGGGUAUGGCCAAGGCCCCCGUCGUGUUCUUCUUGAUCCUGAAACUGGGAAAUACUUCUACAUUGAAGUGCCAAUGCAGCCAUUGAGAAAAAUGCUGUUCGAUCCAGAAAUCGGCCAAUAUGUAGAAGUUCUAAUACCACAACAGGCUAUGUCCAAUUCUAGCAUGUAUCCUCCAACUUCAGCUCCAUACCAGGGUCCAUACCAUGGUCAAGGGCUAUAUGCAUCCCAGUACCUUCCUUAUUCGAUGCCACCCCAUCCUCAGUCUGCCCAGCAACCGCGACAUCCAGAGCCCUCCGUCCCGACAUCGCUCCAUCAAAACACCAUGGGAUAUGGAAGCUCAGCAAGCCAGGCGCCAAAAUCAGAUGUAAAAGGACAUCCAUCGUUGGAUCAGAGCUAUUUAGAGAGCAUGUAUUACAUUCCGACUGGGAUAAAUGCAAGCCCAAAUUCUACACCUUCAGACUGCUACCACAAACCAGCAACAAAUAUGCCUGCUGCUGGUGGCAGGAGGGCAUGAAAUAGCUCUAGAUUUUGCAUUUGUAGUGUGUGGUGCUAUGCAAGCUUCUACACUACAGUUUCCAGGAGCUUGUGACAGAUUACACCCAGUAAAACUAUUUCAAAGUACUGUAAUACAGUGUAGGCUGUUCUUCCUUUGUUUCUAGCACCAAAAUCCUCCUUAAUCUACAAAUAAAUUGUUGCCCAGCUGUGGAAAACAUUUUCAAUAUACACCUUUACAGCGCUGCAGUGGGUUGUUUGAAGAGCUAAUGCUAAAAUGAAGCCCAUUUACAAAUCUAGUCAUCAGUCCAUUUGCCAGAGCUGGUGACCAAAGUACUUUGAUGUGUAUGUUUUGCUUCUUAACUCAAAAAUACAUUUGUCUCAAGCCAAUAUCAUGUCUAUUUGCAUUUCACUGAACUGUUAGCCCACAACACAUUUUACUGACCAGAAGGAAUUGAGCAGUAAUGACUCGAUUUACACAGAUUUCAGACAAAGAAGCUUAAGGUGUCGUCUAAAUCUCAAUGUGUAGAUAUCAAAUUCAGAUUUUAACACAAUUCACUGUAAAUGACUGGUUUUCUAAUGAUUAAAAAAAAAUUAUCACACACUUUUACCAAAUUAAAGGUAUUUGUUCAC
Messenger RNA from Silurus meridionalis, 5342 nucleotides. RefSeq names its product cardiac-enriched FHL2-interacting protein. The record is from RefSeq and is a predicted model, not a curated record. Bases 262 to 4731 code for a protein of 1489 amino acids. The transcript has a single exon. Gene Ontology annotation, cellular component: nucleoplasm. NCBI's taxonomy places the organism in Eukaryota, Metazoa, Chordata, Actinopteri, Siluriformes, Siluridae.